GGGGCCAGCCGCAGUGACAGCCCCAGAUUCCCGCCCCCUGCCCAGGGAGGCGGUGCUGGGGGAACCUUCCUGCCUGAGACCCUACCCCACCCUAUUGGGAUCAUCCUGCCGGGAACGGAGCCCCUCCGCGGCAGUAGCAGAGUCCCCCCCCUCCCCCGCCGUCCCCCUUUCCCUCUCCCCUGGACUUUCCUGCCAGCCUCAGAGACCUCACCUCACCCUGCAUCCUGGGGACUGUCUGCUCAGCAGCAGUAUCAGCGAUCACUGCACCACGCCCCUGCACCUUCCAGCCGCUCUUCUGGGGUCUUCCUAGCAGGAAUAUCUGAGACCUUCCUUAUACGCGUCGUAGAGGCUUGUUCCCUCCCUUCCGUACCCCAAAGACUUGCCUGCAGAGAACGUCAGAGACUCGUUAGUAGCAGCAGCCUUCCAACCAAGACUCUUCCUGAAUAGCAGCAGACCUCACCUAAAAUCAUCCGAGAGGAGCAGAGAGCUCCUUGAGACUGCCUAGCAAGAGCAGACCAUCUCUAUUCACCAGUACAUGGAUUAUCUGGACCUCAGAAUCUUUAUUCAUUGCACUCUGCAUCCUGAGGAGGAGGACACUGACAACUGCCACUGCUUUUGGAAACUGUGUUUUAGAGCACUUUGCUGCAAGGGACCACCACCUCCACGACCUGAAUAUGACUUGGUUUGCAUAGGUCUCACUGGUUCUGGCAAGACAAGUCUACUGUCACAGCUUUGCAGUGAAAGCCCAGAAAAUAUAGUGCCUACAACAGGUUUUAGCAUAAAAGCAGUGCCAUUCCAGAAUGCCAUCUUGAAUGUAAAAGAACUUGGAGGGGCUGACACUAUUAGGAAGUACUGGAGUCGUUACUACCAAGGAUCCCAAGGGGUAAUAUUUGUAUUAGACAGUGCCUCCUCAGAAGAUGAUCUAGAAACGGCGAGGAAUGAACUGCAUUCUGCUCUUCAGCACCCACAGUUAUGUAUUCUGCCAUUUCUAAUACUGGCCAAUCAUCAAGACAAGCCAGCAGCUCGCUCAGUACAAGAGAUCAAAAAGUAUUUUGAACUUGAACCACUUGCACGAGGAAAGCGCUGGAUUCUUAAACCCUGCUCUCUGGAUGAUAUGGAAGCAGUAAAAGACAGCUUCACCCUUCUGAUAAAUUUACUAGAAGAGAGAGAUCUCGAGCCUUCAAGAAUGUGAAAAUCUAGGAAAGAGAACUGCUUCGCCAAUCAUUGUACCAGUUAAUUCUGCUCACCGCUUAAUUAUGGUUUGGUAUUAAGACUGCAUUUCAGCUUACAAUAAAUAUAAACUUUCAUUUUGUGCAGAAAAUCUGUUUGUUGAAAUAAAUGUGUUGUAAACUGGGAACAUGCUUAUUCCAGUUAAGUCAUCUACACUACUGAAGUAUAGGGAGUUACUCUUUGUUUACCACUAAUUGUGCUCAUUGCAGGUUUUUUCCCUGUAUUAUCAUAAAACAUCCCUUGGUAUGCAAUUCUGCGUGCACAAAAUCACAGUCUGUAAAGGAUGGGAAAAAAGCCACCAACUAUGUUUUCUGAAAAGUAAGUGUUGUAAUAAUUCGCAGAUAUUACUUUUGUGUGUUGACUUGUUUGCUGACCAUUAGCACUAUCGAGAAAGGAUGACCACUGAGAGCACUAGUAAAUCUUCUUACAAGCAGGGAAAUGUCCUGAUGCAAAAUCUAAUCUGAAGUCUCACUGAAUGAAAAUACAAAUACCUUGCUGAUAGAUUACUGUUCUAAUUCUUAACCCUUUCAAAGGUACAAGCAGUCCAGAUAGUUGGGAGUAAGGGGAAAUAAUGCACAAACCCAGUGUGUGCACAUAUCAGUAUUUGCCAUCAUCUUUGGAUUAUCUUGGAUAUAAAAAAAUCUUGCGGAAAACUGUGGCUACAGCCUAAGUAGACAAGACUUCUUAAUAAAUUAAGUAGGCUGGAUAAAAUAAUUUACUAGGUUUUUAGUAGCUAUGAUUAAAGAGCAGCAAGAGAAAAUGUAUUUUAACUCAGAUGCUGUAUAAAUAGCAUGAAGGACCACAGAUUUAAAAUAAGGCAUCUCCUGUAACUCUCAUUCAAAAUAGUAUUAUCACAACUGUGCUUCUGCCUCUCCAUUAUAACUAAAAGUCUGCCAAUAUGUCUGUUGUAAAGCCCUAUUUUCAGGCCGUUAAAAAUGCCUUUAGAAAUCUGCUGAAGACUGAAUGUUAAUAAAAAGUUCAUUUAUCAGAACCAAAAUUUUGAACAAAUUUUGAAAAAUUUCCAUUUAGUUCUAGGAAUGCAAUAUAUAUUCCACCCUUAUCCCCGCCCACCCCAAGUUUGCAAUAUUUGCCUGCCUUUUGGCAGUUUUAAAAUGAUAUAAAUCAGUUUUGUUUUCAAAUGAGCAUCUGCGUUCAUUGGUUCAUAAUAAAACUAAAUAUCAGACAGGGUAUAGACAUAUAGGCUGCGUCUAGACUGGCCGCUUGAAUUUGUGCAAGAAUACUGACGAUCUAAUGUAAGAUUGUCAGUGUUCUUGCGCAAAUACUAUGCUGCUCCCGUUCGGGGAAAAAGCCCUCUUGCGCAAAUGUAUUUGCGCAAGAGGGCCAUUGUAGACAGCUAAAAAGUGUUUUGCGCAAAAAAGCCCUGAUGGCUAAAAUGGCAGUCGGGGCUUUCUUGCGCAAAACCACGUCUAAAUUGGCACGGACGCUUUUCCGCAAAAAGCGCAAAAGCGUCCGUGCCAAUCUAGAUGCUCUUUUCCACAAAUGCUUUUAUUGGAAAAACUUUUCAGUUAAAAGCAUAUGUGGAAAAUCAUGCCAGUCUAGACGUAGCCAUAGAGUUUAGAAAUCCAUCUUGAUUCUGUUUCAGGAUUAGAAAAAUCUUCUUAAACAAAUUUUCAGAGCUUUCUGCAACAUAUCCUUUGAUUUAAGAGUUCAUUUCUUUCAGUUCAUUGUUGAUUAUACCUAGUUUGAGGAUAAGAAAAAGUAGGGAGAUCCUAUAGAAACUGGUUCGUUAUUUCUAAUAUGCUCUUUGUUAAAUGAACUGGUUUCUAUAAUUUUUACCCUUUAAAUUUCCUUGAAGUACAAUAUUUGGAUAAUUUUCCUCCUUAUCUGUAAACUGCUUCCCAGAGGCCCAUUUCAAUCCAAGUCUGUGGCCUAAUAGAUGCUACUUCAACUCACUUCCUAUUAACAAGGAAGUGUAGCUCCCAAAUUAAUUAUGUAAUGGAAAUUGAGAGAUGAAAAUGAGCUAGAACUUGCUGCCUAGAGAACAUCUGGGCUCACUGACACAUUCCCUCUCUUUCGGUAUCAUUGUAUUUCUCAUGCAUGUGCUUCCCCAAGGCACCUCUUCUGCAGAUACUCAGGAACUUGAACUCUUCAUGUUAUUUGCAAGACAGAAUUAGGAGCUCAAAAUCAGCUCCCAACUAUCCUAUUAAUUGGAAAAAUCCCUGAUACUCUCAGAUAUUGCUAUGUGCCUUCAGUGGGCUCCCUUUUCCUGAACUAAAUAUGAAUUGGGAUUUAGGUUAGGGCUUCCAGUUUUGCUCUUUCAAGUAACACAAAUAAUGUAAUGUUCUCAGAUGUCUGCAAAAGACACUAUAUGGAGGAGGGUAAGAAGGGGAACUGUGGUACAUGCCCAAAGAAAACCCUUGCUGGGGGCAAUAGGAAUAGAAAAGAUGACGUUCUAGACUGUAGCUGCUUUUUAGUUUAAAAUUAGAGGGAGGGAAGAACAAUCUUUUUUUACUAUUUUCUGCUUUCUACCCCAAAUUAGAUGUAAUUAAUCAAAUUCAGAACCAAGUAUAAAUGGGCCCAGUUAUACUUACUACUUACUCACUUAUACUAGCUGUGAAUUUGGUGCAAAAGUCUUAGGGAUUUUGAUAUUAAUUUGGUCAUGAGAUCUCAACUAUGCACUGUUGGAAAGUGCUACACAGCAGUGACAUCAAAAGGCCCCAACUAGCCAAUCAGAAUGUGGUUUUAGCCAUACUAGACAGUAUAGUAGGGCCUUUUGAUGUUUAAUUCUUUUCUUUAGGAAAAUACAACUGCACCAGGAGCAGAAAAUUUUUGUCAUGAUUUUCAAUAUGUCUAAACUUAGUAAUCAUUCCAUUCUGCAGGUUGAAACAAUCCUAAUUGUCUAAGGACUCAAGAAAGAUGUUUAACAUUACUUUAAAUGUGGUUCUUUUGUUGUUCUGUGUUUGUGAGUGGAUUAUAAUGGAUUUGUAGAUUUUUAAAUGUUUAAACACUUUCACCUUUUUAUGGAGGAAUUAAAAAAUUAAUAGCAGUUCAUGUUACACUUUUUGUCUAAAGUGUUCUUGAAUACUCUUAAUACAGAAUCUGUGAACACCAUAUAAUUUUUAUUCAGAUCACCAUUCUCAAUUACUGUUUUCUCUUCCUGUGCAUUCAACAUUUAGAUGAAAUAAAUUAAAUCACUAGGAACUAACUACUUUCAAUGCAAGUUCAUUAAACAGUGAACAUUGUCUUUUUUUUAAAAAAAAGAUGUCGUGGUUUAAUGUUCUUUAGCCAUCUGUUAAAUUACUUUCUGUGUGUGUGUUUUUGUGUGUGGAUGUGCCCACACUGGACGGCUUCUCAGACCUGUGUCUGUCUGCAGUGUUUCAGCAGUCAGAAUAAAAACAUUAUCAAUCAGUAUCCAACAACAGCUGUUUUUGACAUGCUUCUGUCUGACGCCUAAUGUUUUACAACUGUCCUCCUUUGUCUAGCAGUUCUAAGCUGGUCAUCUUGUUGCUUCCAUGUUAUGUCCUGUACUUACAGAAUUUGCAGUGAUUUUGAAAAUCCUUGUUAGUGUUUUUGAUAUUUUCUUGCUGUAUAAUAUGCUGUCUGUAUGUUUGCAUAUUCAAAUGUGCUGUACAGAAACCCGUGAUGUAUUAUUUCAUUUAGUUUCUGUCUUUCAUUAUAUUUAUAGAUGUUACAGAUUUUUGUAUCUUAACUAAUAGUUGCCUUUUUGUAAUGGCAAUUAAUUUAUAUUACUAAAGUUUGUAUCUUUACUGUAGUUGAGUAUUGGUUGAUAGCUAAAUGCCAUAUUAUCUUGACUUUAUACUAAAAAUACAUCAUCUGUACUCAGCAGUUGACCCAUUCAUGUAGGCAAUUUCAAGAAAAUAGGAACUUGUACUGUUUGAUUUAUACAUGAUUUCCACUAUCAAAAAAUGAAAAUAAACACUGAAUAGAA
Molecule: messenger RNA, 5140 nt
Organism: Pelodiscus sinensis (Chinese soft-shelled turtle)
Lineage: Eukaryota; Metazoa; Chordata; Testudines; Trionychidae
Gene: ARL15
Product: ARF like GTPase 15
Molecular function (GO): GTPase activity; GTP binding
Source: RefSeq, a predicted model, not a curated record